This is a messenger RNA of Cylindrotheca closterium, 1140 nucleotides long. NCBI's taxonomy places the organism in Eukaryota, Bacillariophyta, Bacillariophyceae, Bacillariales, Bacillariaceae. The record is from the annotation of a GenBank genome assembly.
AUGAAAUUGUCUUUUGCUGCCGGGAUGCUCAUCCCAGCGUUUGCUCAAGGAGAUGACGAAAGGCCGCGAGUGGAAGAAGCUUGUUCAAAAGAUGUGGAAACCCUUUGUUCUCAGGGUGUUCUUCUCGAGAUUGAACGUCGUUUGAAUGGUGCGGACUCUGAAGACAACCCUAGUCAAGCUCCAUUGCCAUUUGAACCCAAACAGAAUGCCUGUCUUCUAGGAUCUCUUUCUGAGGCUUCUACCGAGUGCGUGACUGCCAUUCGGGAAAACGAAUUCAUGUACAAAUUAGAUCUCUUGAAGCAUCGGGAAUCCCACUGCAAGGUCACGUUCAUCGUGUUCUGUUCCGUUGUGAUUUUCUUUGCAGUUGCCUUCUGGGCAAAGUUUGCCAAAAAGCCCCGCUCCAAUUCGGCCUGCUCUGGUUCUUGCUGCAGUAAAUCAAAGGAAGACAAGAACGAUACCAAGUGCUGUGAUGGUGCAUGCGAUUGUUGUGAUGAGGAGGCUUGCUGCAAGAAUCCCAACGCAACUGAUUGCUCUUGCUGCUGCUGCUGCAGUGACAAGACUGCCAAAACCUCCGAGUGCUGUGGUGGUGGUUGCUGCUGCUGCGGUGACGACUGCAAGUGCUCUGAAGGCAAGGGCUGCUGUUGUGGUAAUGGUGACUGCAAGUGUUGCAAGGGCGCUUUGAAGACCUCUGAAGGAAAGUGCGGCUGCUGUUGCUGCGGAAAAGAUGGCUGCAAGUGCUGCAAGGGUACUUCUGGCGAGACCGAAAAGUGCUGUGAUGUGGUAAGACGUCCAAGUGUUGUGGCGGUGGUUGCUGCUGCUGCUGCGGAGACGACUGUAAGUGCUCUGAAGGAAAGUGCUGCUGCUGCUGCGGAAAAGACGAGUGCAAGUGCUGCAAGGGUGCUUCUGGCAAGAAGAGCGGAAAGUGCUGUGAUGGUACAUGCGAUUGCUGUGAUGAAGAUGCCUGCUGCAAGAAUCCCAACGCAACUGAUUGCUCUUGCUGCUGCUGCAGUGGCAAGACUUCCGAUAUCUCCAAGUGCUGUGGCGGUGGUUGCUGCUGCUGCGGAGACGACUGCAAGUGCUCUGAAGGCAAGGGAUGCUGCUGCGGAAAUGAUGACUGCAAGUGUUGCAAGGGCGCUUUGA